This is a messenger RNA of Haliotis rufescens (red abalone), 1043 nucleotides long. RefSeq names its product integumentary mucin C.1-like. The transcript is spliced from 4 exons. Bases 2 to 955 code for a protein of 317 amino acids. The record is from RefSeq and is a predicted model, not a curated record. NCBI's taxonomy places the organism in Eukaryota, Metazoa, Mollusca, Gastropoda, Lepetellida, Haliotidae. Gene Ontology annotation, molecular function: chitin binding. Gene Ontology annotation, cellular component: extracellular region.
GAUGGUAGCUCUAGGUAAUGGACAGAACUCAGGACAUGAGUCUGGAGUCUUCAAAACGUCUCGCGUCCCCCUUGUAAAGCUGUGUCAUCGUCUGUGUUGGUACUACACCUCCUGCAGGGCCUACACCUGGGUUAGAGGGACAGGGUCGUGUCAGCUCAGCAGAGACACCAGGGACACCUCACCUGACCCCUUCUCCCUCAGUCAGCAUCGUGUGUACUCGGACGCUCGGGCACCCCGUGAACUGAAGAGCGCCCAUCCUUGUACACGUCGACCAUGUGAUGUUGUUGAGGUGUGCGUACCUGUCGCGGCAGCCAGCGGACACCUGUGUCUGCGCAGAGGUGCAGUACAUACGCAACACUUUGAAUCCCAGGAUGUCACAUCUACCACCACCCCACCGCCAACUACAUCUACCGCAUCGACCACCACGACUCCUACCACGGCGGCAUCUCCCACAAAUACUGCUCCAACUACGACAGAAUCAACUGCCUCCGAUACCACUACUGCUACACCAACGACUACUACCGCAUCACCUCUCACGACCACUGCCGCUACAACUACAACAGUCACGACUCCACCUACAACUGCACCAGCUACUACAACUACAAUGCCUUCGGUAACAUCUACAGCAACUACAGCUGCGACAACUGAUGCUAUGACUACGACUGCUGCAAUCACGACUACAGUAGCCACAACUACUAUAGUUUCUACAACUACAACGGAAAUCACUACUGUGACUACAACAUCAACGACUACAACGACACCUACUACUACCAACAAACAUGCCUGUGUGAGUGACUGUAAGGGCCUGACCGGGUAUUACCACUCCUGCUCGUCCUGCAGCAAGUACGUCGUCUGCAGUUUCAUUGGUCUGUCGGAGUUGUCGUGUGGGCCAACAACAGAAUUUGAUGAUAUAAAAAAGAUUUGCACUUUAGCACCCUCGGCAACAUGCAACUAGAUACUCUUGCUCCGAGUUCACCACACUACAGGCCUACUGGAACCUUUACCAGGGUAUACACCUAGCCGAUACAUUACAUAGAUACUGU